Messenger RNA from Closterium sp. Yama58-4, 1539 nucleotides. Lineage: Eukaryota; Viridiplantae; Streptophyta; Zygnematophyceae; Desmidiales; Closteriaceae. The record is from the annotation of a GenBank genome assembly.
AUGGGCCAUUAUGCACCUAGCAAAAUCUGGACUUUUCAUACCGAGGACGUCAACUUGGUGGAGGACAGUGCAGCACGUGGUUCCCUAGUCGCUAUGGACCCGUCGCUCCUCCUCCCCCGUCCAUCGCGUCCGUUCACUCCCUCACAUCCAACGGUGAGAAAUGCAUCCCGGCUUGUGUCGCAACCGGCGUCGUCAGUCUCCCCGUCCUCACUAUCCGCGGCGCCAUUCCUGCGGAGUUCCGCCAGUGCGCGCACAUGUGUUCGCGUGGCAGUAGCGAUGUCAGGGAGAAUUCCGCCGCGAGAACCGGCGGAUUCAGCGCGCACUGGGGGGAGUGGGGGGCGCGGAACGGUAGCGGCGGCGUCGCUGAAGCGCCCACCAGUGGGGCUGGGCGCGGAAGGCGCGCUGGCGGAAGAAGUAGCGGCGGAAGCGGUGGAGGAUCUGCUGGGGGAAGGGGAAUCGGAAGGGGAAGAGGGAGCGAGCGCGGCAGUUGCAGACGUGGCAGGGUCUGAAUCCGACGUGGACCGACCCGUGGUGGAAACGCGGUGUGUGAGGGAGGAACGGGCUGAAUCCGGGACGAGAAAGCAAGUGAGGGACGACCACUGGCGGCAUACACUUAAAGCCCUGGGAGCAUCGGGGCACCGCGUGUUUGCGAUCGACCUGCUGGGGUAUGGGUACUCGGAUAAACCCACUCCAUGCUACCGGAUUAAGAAGGAGCAGCAGCCGGAGCAGGGGAAUGGUGCUGCUGUUGGUGCUGCUGGUGUGAGUGGUGGCGAAUCAGAGUACACGUUUGAGAACUGGGGGCAGCAGGCCGUUGACUUCAUUGACCAGGUGGUGGGCGAGGAGGCUUUCAUUGUCACCAACUCCGUGGGAGGAGUGGUAGCACUGCAAGCAGCAGCCACCCACCCCUCUAAAGUCCGCGGUCUCCUCCUUCUAAACAUCUCCCUCCGAAACCUCCACAUACGAAAGCAGCCCUUCCUCGCCCGCCCCUUCGUUUCCCUCCUCCAAUCCACCCUCCGCUCCACCUCCCUCGGGGAGCAAUUCUUUGCCUCGGUAGCCACGCCUCGCGCCGUGCGUAACGUGUUACGCCAGUGUUACGGCGACCCUGCUACAGUGACGGACGAGCUCGUGGAUUUGAUUCUCAAGCCUGGGCUGCAGCCCGGGGCGGUGGAUGUGUUUCUGGAUUUUAUCUGCUACUCGGGCGGCCCAUUGCCAGAGGAUUUGCUACCCAAAGUGCAGUGCCCUGUGCUGUUCGGGUGGGGCCAGGCAGACCCCUGGGAGCCAGUGGAGCAAGGCAGGACACUCAAGGAUUUCCCCUGUGUGGUCGGUUUUGAGGAGUUCCCAGGGGUGGGCCAUUGCCCUCAAGAUGAGGCUCCCCACAUUGUUAACCCCCUUAUAGAGCGAUUCGUUGCCCAGUAUAAUAAAGUCUCAAGUUAUGGCAACCUAGAGUCUUCCAUACGGUUGCAGACGGCUAACCCAGCAGGGGUAGCCGUCCUCAAUCGGAACAACACCCCUAUCGCCAGGAGUCUCAGCACUAGCUGA